CCAAUUACAUUUCCGGUAUAAGCGGCCAUAAUCAAAGAACGACAACUCAAUUUCCUUAACGUUUUCUAUUGAUAAUACACACAGAGCUAUGCCAAGGAGUCGAAGUAGAAGUAGAUCUCCGAAAAGAGAACGAAGACGGUCAAAAUCUAGAGAAAGGGAUCGUUCCAGGGAUAGAGAUAGGCACAGAAGGCACAGAAGAAGUAGAUCACGUGACAAAGGUCGUAGAAGGUCAAGGUCAAGAGAAAGAAGACAUGACAGAGAUGACAGACGUCGUGAUCAUGGAGAUCGUGAUAGGGAUCGUGGUCGUGGACGAAGACAUGAAGAGGAGGAAGAAGAAGAAUUGAUUUUCCAGACAAUAGAUAAACCUCCAGUAUCAGAGGAGGAGAUACAGAACAUGCCUGAAGAUGAGCAGGAACUAAUGAGGGUGAUGGGAUUCUCAGGAUUUGAUACAACUAAGGAUAAACAAGUUGUAGGCAAUGAUUUCUAUUCAGCAAAUAUUUGCAAGAAGAGGCGUUAUAGACAAUACAUGAACAGAAAAGGUGGAUUCAAUCGACCAUUGGACUUUAUAGCUUGAUACAGUAUAUAGGAUCUCAUGUGUUUAGUUGUCAGCAGAGAUUUAAAAUAGGAAAAACUGGCUGAAUUUAAAUGUGGAGGGAAAAGAGCGCUACAUAUUCUUCUUUUAAAAAAGAGGUAGCAGUGUGUGAUUUUCAAGGAAGAAAUUUAAAUUGAUAGAACAGUUGUCAUUGGAUCAAAAUGAAAGGGGUGUGUUGGAUUUACAAAAGAAAAUGGACCCAAAUUUUCAGAAAUUUCAAAAGUGAAUGACAACAUUUAAAAGUAACUUGCUUUUAAAAUAUUGAUGUCUUAUCUAAAAAAAAUGUUACGUUGGGUAUCGGAAACUUAAUAUUUACAUCAACAGAUACAGGUACUUUCUACAUUUUGCACACAGAAACACCAGGAAUUGUACUUAGUCUUUGAAAUGUGUUUAAAUGGAGGCUUAAGGAGAACUCUGUCAUUAAAUUUCUUUUGCUUUUCAAGAAGUUAUGUGUAUGUCUGAUGGUAUCAGUUGUUUUGCAUGUUGUAAUUGACUCUUGCAAUUUCUGAAAAUUAGGGGCCAUUUUCUUUCAUAAAACCUAUGUACAUCUUUAAAGGUGGUUAAUCAGAUUUUGGUCAAGUAACGGAGAUGUUCAAAACUUUAACAUCCUAUUAAUUACACUUACUUGUGUUCACUGAAAGGACAUACUUUUAUUUUAUUUACCUAUCUCAAUUGCCUAACCAAGAUGAGGGUUUUAUCAUGAUAAGUAUGAAUUUGCUAAACAUACUUUGACUGAGGAAAUAUAUACAUAUCAGGCUUAUUGUGUAAUAUUUGUUAAAUAUUUUCCUGAACAACAGUCUUACCUAGCUAAAAUUCAUUAGAAAUGCAAGUUUGAAAUGUUGGUAUUACCACCCUUUGCCUGUCUUGUUUUUGCAACAAAAAUAGAUUGGAUAUACAUGUAGGUUAAUUCAGAAUCUAUACACAGUUUUAAGAUUUGCUGUUUGGUCCAUAUUGUUGAACCAAUAUUUAUUAAAUGCAAAUGUAAAAUUAGAACUUAUUGAAUAUAAAAAGAAAUACUCGGCUUUAAAUUGUAAUUAAUUAUUUAUACUUUCGUAUUAAAAUGGGGUAAUUACAAUAUUUAUAAAAGUCAUUGAAACAGACAUUUCUAACUGGGAUCUAACUCUACGGAAAGGAGUCUUUUUGUUCCUUAAAUAAAUCUCUAACCGAAUAUACAAAACAUGAAACAUAACUUAAAAUUUUCCUUAAAUGUGAUUGACCACCUUUAAACUUAAGACAUGUAUAAUGAAUAUAUAUAUAAUGGAAAUAUGAUAACACCUGUAGUUACUGCUAGAUCUCUUAGUAGAAAGGUUAAGUUAUGAUUAUUUGGAAUUGCCAAAUUGGUUUAAAUUACAGCAUUAGAUGUCACAUCAUCAUUCCUACUGACAUUUGCCGUCUGCAAGCAGCAACUGGUGUUUUAAACUGUAUGCUCUGUUUCUUUUUUCCUAGUCUGCAGAAGAUUCUGCUUCAGUUCAUGAAAUUACCAUUAUAUGACACGUUUCAGGCAAUAAUAUGUGGUAUGUUAGUAAAAAUAUCCAUUUUAAAGUACUAUUUUUUGUCUCUUAACCAUAGAGUUUGGUUUCAUGUAUUCAUAUCAUUUCAUCUUGACAUGUUCCUGGUAAAACUGAUCAGAUAUCAAGUAAAACAGAUUAAAUGAUCACUUCAAUCUGUGCUAUGAUAUACUUUAACUUGAUGUAAACAAAACUUGUUUCUAUGGUUUAGUGAACAAGCUGGGUAUUUGACUUUUCCAAAACAUUAUAAAGUAACAAUUUGCACAAAACACAGCCUUUAGGGAGGCACUGCUUAAAGAAACACUGCCUGUUUUGUUUUUACAUAAGAUCAUUUGUAUGAAGUUAUUUUUACCUUUCUUUGAACAACUUUCUGUGAGACAGUCGUGUGUCUUGUUGGUGGUAUAUUUUACCUGUACGAAUGUAUUUGAUCGUGAGAAGUGUUGUCUGUAAUUAUAUUGUCAUACUGAUAGAGUGUCCUGUCAAUAUUUUAAAAGAAUAACUACUUUGUAAAAUAAUUGAUCAAUAAAAAAUGUAAAAUGGUU
This is a messenger RNA of Mercenaria mercenaria, 2642 nucleotides long. Its product is annotated as U4/U6.U5 small nuclear ribonucleoprotein 27 kDa protein-like. Gene Ontology annotation, cellular component: precatalytic spliceosome. The transcript is spliced from 7 exons. The coding region runs from base 89 to 574 and encodes 161 amino acids. NCBI's taxonomy places the organism in Eukaryota, Metazoa, Mollusca, Bivalvia, Venerida, Veneridae. Gene Ontology annotation, biological process: RNA splicing. The record is from RefSeq and is a predicted model, not a curated record.